Messenger RNA from Drosophila serrata, 1339 nucleotides. RefSeq names its product Dolichyl-phosphate beta-glucosyltransferase wollknaeuel (gene wol). Gene Ontology annotation, cellular component: endoplasmic reticulum membrane. NCBI's taxonomy places the organism in Eukaryota, Metazoa, Arthropoda, Insecta, Diptera, Drosophilidae. Gene Ontology annotation, biological process: protein N-linked glycosylation. The record is from RefSeq and is a predicted model, not a curated record.
AGUUGAGCGACAACCCUAAUCAGCUGCCUCUUGGCAAAUUUCGGGCUAAAAUUCUUGGAAUUUAAUACGUGGCUACCGCUUUUAUCUCGCACAAAUUGGAAUAAGUAAUGUCUGCUGACGACAGGUAGCAGCAGCAGCAGCAGCAGCAGGUGCAUCUUUUCAAAUAAGCGGCCACCCCUUAAAAACAACCCAGAGAUGUUUCCCUGCCUGUGCCAGCUAUGCUUCUAUCUGCUCUCCGCUAUUGCUCUUGCGGUGCUGCUGGUUGUAGCGUUGGUUUUGUACAAAACCAAGCCCUAUCCCAACAUCGAAAGGCACAAGGAUGAGGAGACAUUCCUGGAUCCGAAAAGCAUCAAGACGUUGCCAUUUCCCAGCAUUGAGGAGACGCCUAGUUUGGAGCUCAGUGUCAUUGUGCCAGCUUACAAUGAAGAGCAGCGAUUGCCUGCUAUGUUGGACGAGUGCCUGGCCUUUCUUGAACAGAAAUCCGCAGGAAAUCCCAGUUUCACCUACGAAGUGAUCGUGGUGAGUGAUGGCAGUCAGGAUGCCACCGUUUCCGUGGCUUUGCGUUACUCUAAGAAGCAUGGAGCUGAGAAGGUUCGUGUCCUUGAACUCAUCGAGAAUCGCGGCAAAGGCGGUGCCGUUCGCAUUGGCGUCCUGAGUGCCCGCGGGCGUCAUCUUCUAUUCGCCGAUGCGGAUGGAGCCACCAAGUUCCCGGACUACGAUAAGUUGGAGGAGGCGCUGAAGCAACUGGCGCCGGAAUGGCAAGAGGAUGGCAUUGCUAUCGGAUCGAGAGCGCAUUUGGAGAAUGAUGCGAUUGCCACUAGGAGUUUCUUUAGAACCAUCCUAAUGCAUGGCUUCCAUUUUCUUGUCUGGCUUUUUGCCGUUCGCACCAUCCGCGAUACCCAGUGUGGCUUUAAGUUGUUUACCCGCUCAACGGCCAGGAAACUUUUCACCAGCCUCCAUGUGGAGCGCUGGGCCUUCGAUGUGGAGCUUUUGUAUCUUGCCGAGCGCUUGAAGGUGCCCAUGUCGGAGGUUGCCGUCCGUUGGACGGAGAUCGAUGGCUCGAAGCUGACGCCGUUCUGGUCCUGGUUGCAAAUGGGCACCGAUUUGGGCAUGAUCUGGCUACGGUAUUUAGUCGGAGCUUGGAGGAUAGCUGCUAUCCAGAAGAAGGAGAACUGAUGGGAUGAUGAGGGGAUCUCAUUUCCCGUUUCCGACUAGCAUUUUUUUUGCAUUACCAAAACUCUCUGAACUCUGAAUACUAUUUUGUGUAGGCCUUAAAAAAAUGUAAAGUUAAGUACACAGUAUUUGUUCAAAUAAAAAACAAAAAGAAAACUAAAUAUAU